Molecule: messenger RNA, 1824 nt
Organism: Aureobasidium musti
Lineage: Eukaryota; Fungi; Ascomycota; Dothideomycetes; Dothideales; Saccotheciaceae
Source: the annotation of a GenBank genome assembly
AUGGGCUUGUUCAGUAAGAAAGACAAGGAAGAUGAUGUCUCGUUCCACAGCGGUACGACAACACCGCCGACGACUGCUCAGCGGACCAUGGACACCACAGAAAAAGGAAUGGAGGAUGAUGGACCUACACAUAUCUACAACUUCAAAGUCAUUGCUAUGGUUCUGAUCGUUUCCCUUGGUGGUAUGAUCUUCGGUUAUGAUACUGGUCAGAUCUCUGGUUUCCUGGAAAUGAGGGAUUUCUUAGAUCGGUUCGGCGAGAAUGGAGCAUUCUCUCCCUCAAGAGAAGGUACCAUUGUUGGUCUGCUGUCUAUUGGUACUCUACUCGGAGCCAUCAUUGCUGCCCCUAUCGCUGAUAGGCUUGGACGCCGAAUGUGUAUCCUUAUUGGAAACAUCGUUUUCUGGAUUGGUAUGAUUGUACAGAUGUCAGCAACACACCACUGGUACCAAAUUGCGAUUGGUAGAUGGGUUGCUGGACUCGGUGUUGGUGCACUUUCUGUCUUAACUCCUAUGUACAUGAGUAACAUCCGUGGUAGCAUGGUCUCAUGUUAUCAGCUUNUUAUUACCCUCGGCAUCUUGGUCGCAGAUGUUAUCAACCUCGGUACUAAGAACAUCGAUGGACCUGCUUCAUGGCGUAUCACUAUGGGUAUCGGCUUUGUCUGGUCUGGUAUCAUGGCUGGAGGCAUCUGGCUGCUGCCGGAAAGUCCCCGUUGGGUCUACCGCAGAGGAAAUGUCGAAAAGGCUAGGGAAACUAUCGCUGGCGUCUACGGAACCUCGCAAAAUCACUCGGCUGUUAACAGAGAAUUGCGCGAGAUCAAAGCAAAGUCGAUUACAUCCAGACCGUGUAUCGAGAGUAGGAGACUAACCGUGUUACAGANNUUCGAUGUCGAGCAACAAGGUGGUCACCACCCCUGGUAUGAGGUCUUUACAGGUCCUCGCAUAUACCGUAUUCUCCUGGGUGCUGGUCUACAAAUGCUCCAGCAGUUGACUGGUGCCAACUUCUUCUUUNACUAUGGAACAACCAUCUUCGACUCCGUCGGUAUUAGUGACAGCUUCGUCACAGCCACAAUUCUUGGUGCUGUCAACUUUGUCUGCACCUUUGGUGGUCUCUGGGUCGUCGAGAACGUUGGACGUCGCAAGGCUCUCAUCUUCGGUGGUCUCUGGAUGUUUGUCAUGUUUAUGGUUUUUGCCAGCGUCGGGCAUUUCAUGCUAAACGCCAACCAGAACACUGGAACUGCCGGCACGGUCAUGAUCAUUUUCGCUUGUCUUUUCAUCGCAGNNGGUAUCUAUGCGUCUACCUGGGCUCCUAUCGUAUGGUGUGUGGUGGGUGAGCUGUAUCCCACCCGCUACCGCGCAAAGGCUAUGGGCAUUGCCACAGCUUCAAACUGGGGUACAGAAACCAUGGCUAGUGUUGCAUUUUUCACCCAAUUUAUCACCAACGAUAUCGACUACCGCUACGGCUAUGUUUUUGCUGCUUGCAACUUUGCAGGCGCAUUUGUAGCGUAUUUCUUCUUGUGCGAGCAUCAGGGACGUACUUUGGAAGAAAUUGACACCAUGUACAUCCUCCAUGUCAAGCCCUGGAAGAGUUCAAGCUGGACACCCCCUGAGAAUGAGGAACUUGUCACCGCUGACGCCCUCGCUCUAACAUCCGGUGCUCGUGGCAUCAAGAAGGCAGAUGCUGCUGGAAUGGAGAGCGAACGUCGUGUUGAGAACAUGCAGGUGCCUCCUGCAACUGCCACUCACGGUAUUCACGAUGUUUCAGGCACUGACUUUGUGCCUGAGAGCACAAGAGCGGCUGAUGGCCGUCCACCUAACAUUGGAGAGUAA